AUGGACGACAUUGAUGAAGAGAUGUUAACGAGGAUGGCUUCUAAUGCUACUAUCUCCGUGGUGAUUUGUGUGUUUACAUGUUUGAUGAGGAUACGUAGUAGACGGAAAUCAAUCACUUAUCAACGUAAGGUGAAAAAUAAAGAGAAGAUAGAUAUGAGAGCUAGGCACAUAAGUCGUGUGUUUAGUGGCUAUAAUGAGAGUUGUAGGGCUUAUGUUAGAAUGAGGCCGCGUGCAUUUCAUAAUCUUGUUAGCAUAAUGAGAUAUACCGGCCUACUAAAAGAUGGACGGGUUGUUAAAGUAGAAGAACAAUUGCUCAUGUUCCUUAAUAUAUUAGGCCAUAAAACAAAAAAUAGAAUUGUUAGGUCACAUUUUAUAAGAUCGGGGGAAACCGUUUCAAAAUACGUUAACAAGUGCUUGGAAGUCGUUGGUCGUUUAAGGGGGCGGUACAUGAAGCAAGCACCAAAUGAAGUAUCACCAGAGAUUGCCACUAACCCGUUAUAUUAUCCUUAUUUCAAGGAUUGUAUUGGCAUGAUAGAUGGAACCCAUAUCGACGCCAUGCUUCCCGCUAGCCUUGUUGCACGUUUUAGAGGUCGUAAAGGUGUAACUCAAAAUGUUCUAGCUGCAUGCACUCCCAACAAGUUAUUUUCGUAUGUUCUAGCCGGAUGGGAGGGAUCUGCAAAUGAUUAUAGAGUUUUGCAAGACGCGUUAUCUAGACCACAACCUCGCGGAUUGAGAGUUUACGACGGAAAAUAUUAUUUGUGUGAUGCGGGCUACACUACUAUGCAUGGCUUUAUCUCCCCAUAUCGAGGAGUGCGGUAUCAUCUAAAUGAGCACAAGGGUAGGCCAAUCAAUAAUAGACAAGAGUUGUUCAAUUUAAGACACUCAUCCCUAAGGUCUAAAAUUGAAUCAACAUUUGGGGUAUUAAAAAAUCGUUUCAAAAUCCUAUCCGCGAAGCCACAUUACCCUUUUCCAACUCAAGUUGAUAUAGUUAUUGCAUGUACUAUACUUCAUAACUAUAUCGCCAUAGAAGACUCGGGCGAUGAGUUGUUGCAUGAGGACAACCAUAUUGAAGAGGAUGAAGAUGAAAUAGCAAAUGAAGGUGAAGAGGGUGUUGUUGACUUUACUCAAACUAUGACACAAAGAGAGGAAAAAUUUUCAAGAAAUGAAUGGAGAGCAAAGAGGGAUCAAAUUGCAAUUGAAAUGUGGGAAGAUUAUUGUGCUAAAUAUCGCGGUGGAGACACAACCGAGAUUGGGAUUGAAUGGAUAGCAAAGAAAGAUCAAAUUGCAAUUGAAAUGUGGGAAGAUUAUUGUGCUAAAUGGCGCGGUGGAGACACAACCGAGAUCGGGAUGUAA
This is a messenger RNA of Asparagus officinalis (garden asparagus), 1353 nucleotides long. RefSeq lists its product as uncharacterized. NCBI's taxonomy places the organism in Eukaryota, Viridiplantae, Streptophyta, Magnoliopsida, Asparagales, Asparagaceae. The record is from RefSeq and is a predicted model, not a curated record. The transcript has 4 exons. The coding region runs from base 1 to 1353 and encodes 450 amino acids.